GACACACAGUACAUGAUCUGUCGUGCGACGCAAUUCCACUUGGCGUAAUAAAACAAAAGAAACUCCACCAUGUCAUAGGAACACGUUCCAACUCCAACGCACCGUUAUCACUUUCUUUUCUUUUCUUUUCCCUCAGAUCACAAAACCAACGCUAGCUCCAGUAACUUCCUUCGCUCUUUCUCUCUCUCCGUGAAUCAUGGAGAAGCCAAUCCACGGCGGCGACUACGACUACGACUACCUCUCCGGCUUCGGCAACCACUUCUCCUCCGAGGCGGUGGCCGGAGCUCUGCCGGCGGCGCAGAAUAGUCCUCUCAUCUGCCCCUACGGCCUCUACGCCGAGCAAAUCUCCGGCACCUCCUUCACUUCCCCUCGCAACCGCAACCUCUGCAGUUGGUUUUAUCGAAUCAAACCAUCAGUGACCCACGAACCGUUCAAGCCUAGGGUACCUAGUAAUGAGAGAAUUUUGAGUGAGUUCAACAACUCCAACAGUUCUACUAACCCAACUCAGCUUAGAUGGAAGCCCAUGGAUGCACCCGAUUCACCGACGGAUUUCAUUGAUGGGUUGUCCACCGUUUGUGGUUCUGGAAGCUCCUUCAUGCGCCAUGGAUAUGCUAUUCACAUGUACAAUGCCAACAAACCAAUGGACAACUGUGCCUUUUGCAAUGCCGAUGGUGACUUCUUGAUAGUUCCCCAACAAGGAAGACUCUUCAUCACUACUGAAUGUGGAAAGUUGAAAGUUUCCCCGGGUGAAAUUGCUAUACUACCUCAAGGUUUUCGUUUUUCUGUGAAUUUGCCUGAUGGUCCAUCCCGUGGUUAUGUUGCUGAAAUUUUCGGUACUCAUUUUCAACUUCCUGAUCUGGGACCAAUAGGUGCUAAUGGUCUUGCUGCGCCGAGGGAUUUCCUUGUUCCUACUGCAUGGUAUGAAGAUAAAUCUUAUCCUGGGUACACCAUAGUGCAGAAGUUUGGUGGUGAACUCUUUUCUGCAGUACAAGAUUUCUCUCCCUUCAAUGUUGUUGCAUGGCAUGGUAAUUAUGUUCCAUAUAAGUAUGAUUUAAGCAAAUUCUGCCCUUAUAAUACAGUUUUGUUCGAUCAUAGCGAUCCAUCAAUCAAUACUGUGUUGACAGCACCAACUGAUAAACCUGGAGUGGCAUUGCUUGAUUUUGUCAUUUUCCCACCCAGAUGGCUGGUGGCUGAGCACACUUUCCGGCCCCCAUAUUAUCAUCGCAAUUGCAUGAGUGAAUUUAUGGGCCUCAUUCAUGGUGGUUAUGAGGCCAAGGCUGACGGAUUUCUUCCCGGUGGUGCAAGUCUCCAUAACUGUAUGACUCCCCAUGGUCCUGAUACCAAGUCAUAUGAGGCUACCAUUGCACGAGGGAAUGAUGUCGGACCUCACAAGAUCACUGACACAAUGGCUUUUAUGUUUGAAUCUUGUUUGAUACCCCGUAUCACUCAAUGGGCUCUAGAAUCACCAUUCUUGGAUCCUGAUUAUUACCAGUGUUGGAUUGGCCUCAGAUCUCAUUUUACUGUUACCGAGACAUCUGAAAUCACGACCUUGCAGAAUGGACAGUGAGUAUGGUGUAUUUAGGCCCCCAACGUUGUCGAUGUUGUUGUCCAUAAAAAUAAGUAUAAUUAGAAAAUUGUAAUAUAGGUGUUAAAAGUGUGCUUAACCACAAAUGAGGGCAUAGUUCAGUUGGUUAAGUAAGAUGUUUGAGUAUUAUAAAGAGACUGUUUAUAUACAAGUUAUAAAUAUUUUUUUAAAGCUUUUUCUAUUAAAAA
Messenger RNA from Cajanus cajan (pigeon pea), 1773 nucleotides. It is a transcript of the gene HGO, whose product is annotated as homogentisate 1,2-dioxygenase. NCBI's taxonomy places the organism in Eukaryota, Viridiplantae, Streptophyta, Magnoliopsida, Fabales, Fabaceae. Gene Ontology annotation, cellular component: cytoplasm. Gene Ontology annotation, molecular function: homogentisate 1,2-dioxygenase activity. Gene Ontology annotation, biological process: L-phenylalanine catabolic process. The record is from RefSeq and is a predicted model, not a curated record.